AUGAUAUUUAUUGAGAUAUUAAUAAAAAAGAAAAGAACAUAAGUGAACUUGUAUCGCUUGAUCUUAUAAAUAUAUAUUUUGUGGUGUUAACAUAUAUAAUUUAAAAAUUAUCAAAGAUAAACGCUUACUGAUUUGAAUUUUAGUAUAUCACACAAAGGAAGCGAUAGUGAGGAAUCGAAGCAACAAAAGAUAACACACAAAGUCAAUGUUAAUAAAAAUACCUAAAUGAGAUAAAAAUAACUAUCAGUUGUAUAAGUGUUAUAAAUUGUGCCGCGCUCCUACCAGACUGUAUUAUUAAUCAACGGUUGUGGAUGUGAAAUCGGCAAGAUGUUUAUUAUUUUGUCAAUUUUCGUGACAUUAGUUUUUGUGCUUUAUGUUUAUGGAACAAGGAAUUUUAACUAUUGGAAGAAGAAAGGGAUCAAACAUGACAAGCCAUACCCGUUUGUGGGAAAUGCGUUCAAUCAAUUGGUUUUCAAGGAUACAAUAACGGACUUUUUUGUUGACAUCUACAGAAGGUAUCCUGAAGAGAGAUUCGUCGGAGUGUAUAUGUCAAAUGAUCCUAUUUUAAUAGUAAGAGAUCCUAAGGAUGUUCAACGCGUAUUGAUAUCCGAUUUCCACAAUUUCUAUCCAAGAGGCGUGCUAAAACACCAAGAUGAACCGGAUCCACUUGUCAAACAUUUAUUCGCCCUCGAUGGUGAUUUAUGGAAACUACUCAGACAACGCAUGACACCCGCAUUUACCACAGGUAAACUCAGGGCAAUGUUUCCUUUGAUCAUUGAAAGAGCCGAGAAGUUACAAUUGCUUCUAGCUGAUUCUGCUCGAAAAAAUGAAGAAAUCGAUGUAAAGGAUUUUCUAGCGAGGUAUGCCACAGAUUUCAUUGGUGCUUGUGGAUUUGGAAUCAAUAUGGAUGCACUGCAAGACAAAAAUUCAAUUUUCCGUAAACUGGGACUCAGAAUAUUCAAAGCAAAUUUUUUUGAUAUUGUAAGGAAUACAUUGAAAUUAUUAUUUCCCAAACUUACGAAGUAUGUGGCAACGGUACCACCAGAUGUUACAAAAAUGACUACGCAUUUGGUAUCAACAAUUAUGGCGGAACGGAAUUAUGAACCUUCGGGCAGAAAUGACUUCAUAGAUCUUCUGUUAGAAGUUAAAAAGAAAGGGAAAAUGAUAGGAGAGUCUCUAGAAAAGAAGAACCCUGAUGGAUCUCCUGUAAUAGUGGAACAAGAGUUAGACGAUUUGCUUAUAGCUGCCCAAGUGUUUGUGUUCUUUGCAGCUGGUUUUGAAACUUCUUCAUCUACUUCUAGUUUCACUUUACAUCAGUUAGCCUUCCACCCAGAAAAUCAAGAGAAAUGUCAAAAGGAAAUUGAUGAAGUAUUGAAAAGAUACGACGACAAACUUUCUUACGACGCUAUCAAAGAAAUGAAAUAUUUGAAACAAUGUUUCUUUGAAAGUAUGCGAAUAUUCCCGUCUGUUGGUGUCCUGAUAAGAAAAUCUGCAUCAAAAUACACCUUUCCUGAUUCCGAUCUGACGAUAGACGAAAAUAUUCAAGUGAUGGUAAUUAAUCAAGCAAUGCAAUUGGACGAAAGAUUCUUCGAUGAGCCAGAGAAAUUUAUCCCUGAAAGAUUUGACCCCGAAAAUGCAAAUAACAUACCUAAUCACGUAUUUUUACCCUUUGGAGAAGGACCCAGGGCAUGCAUAGGUGAACGCUUAGGACUUAUGCAGGCACUGGCCGGCUUGGCUGUGAUACUUAGUAAAUUCUCAGUGGCACCAUCUAAAAGCUCGAGAAGGCAACACAUCGGCGAUCCAUACGCCGGGUUAGUUCAAUCCGUGAAAGGUGGCGUACCCCUACUACUCAGCGAGAGGAAGUAGACGAACUGACAGAUUUCAGAAGAUAAACCAUUUUACUGGUGUACUGUUUAUGUUAAACUGGUGUUGAAUUGCUGAGUGAUUUAAAGGAUAUUACCAAAGCAUUUAUGUUUAGUUCUCUGUAGACUGCUUUUAAAAGGCUUAUUUUUAUUU
This is a messenger RNA of Chilo suppressalis (striped riceborer), 2016 nucleotides long. Lineage: Eukaryota; Metazoa; Arthropoda; Insecta; Lepidoptera; Crambidae. The record is from the annotation of a GenBank genome assembly.